AUGGCACUAUGCUUGUUGAUAGUCACACUUUAUGUUGUGAUGAGUUCUUCUGAAUUGUGUUCAGUCCCUUCUUCCUUUUUUUGUACAAACGAAGAUUUGAAAGGUAUUGACUCUUCUUGCUCUUCUUUAAUAAUAGACCAACCAGACUCUGUAUUUCUGUAUAACACCAACUGUUACACUCAUUUAUUCCUCACUGAUUACAUUAUAGAUGUUCGAAUCAACGCGAUACUCAGUAUUGAUCCCCCAAGCAACCCUUCAGAUCCAAACGCAUAUUUUCCAUUCAGUCGAUCAGGUGGUUUAAUCGUCCGAGAAAACGUUUAUCUUGACAUAUAUGGGUAUAUCAAUGUGAAUAGAUAUAAGACCCUUCAAAUACUCAACAACGCAACACUCAACAUCGCUAACAAUUUUACACUCAGUCGCGAGAGUUACGAGGUAAACAAGUAUAAUAUUGUGGUUGACAUUAUGACAAUCGUGGAAAGUACUUUGACACUAAAGAAUUCACAGUCGAGUAUCAACACCCUUAGUGUCUUAAUCUCUUCCGACUUAAUUCUUGAGAACUCAGACUUAAGUCCCGACUCUAUAAGCUUUGGAAAAGGCACAAAUUUCUAUUUGAAAGGGAAUUCAGUAUUAACACCAACAUAUUUCAAUGCAGAUACAAGAACAAAGCCAUAUCCUUGUCUUUAUUUAUUGAAUUCUUCUCGAAUCAAUGGAUCAAGUUUCUUAUUUGGGGAUAUAGUCUAUUCAUCCAGCGCUAUAAGCAACUUAGUAAAAGACGAUACACAACUUGUCAAUGGCGGAUUUGUGGGGACUUUUAAUUUGACAGUCGAACAUAAAGACCCCCUUUUCACUUCAAAUGGAGCAUCUCUAUUUUUAGCACUAGAUGCUAUAGACUCUAUCACUCCAUGUUUUGAUUGGAUAUCGUCGUCUACAACUAUUUCAUUGGACUCUAUCUAUUCACUUAAAGACAGUUUCAUCUUACCAACUCCACGACUUCUGCGGUAUUGUAAAGAUAUCAACAAAUUAGAUACUACUGUAUUUUGUGAAUUAAAUGGUACACAGUAUAUCGAUUCUACUGAGAGUAUAAUAUUGUAUAUAGACUACCCUUUCACAUUCAAACACUGUCCGUGCUUUGGAGAAUUGUGCACUAUUCACUUUGACAAUACAGAUCAAUUUUACUCGAUCAAUAAUCAACAUAUCGAUGCAGUGAUUGUGGCAGAUAAUGGCGUGAAAUUGGACUUUACUCAAAGUUACACAACGCCAUUUAUAGUGUCUGGCGACAUCAGUGGAGUUUCUUUAUUUGGUGGUUUAAAAAUGCAAUUUAGUGGAGAUGGACUCAAUGUGAAAGUCGUUGGAAACAACGCGUCUACAAUACACAAAAUGACUAUCAAUGAUGGGAAUAAUAUGUUCACAUUAACAAUAGACAUAUCCGAUUUAAGUUAUUUCACAGGUGGGGUGUACACAAUAGAGAACACGAAUAUAGACAAUAUGACACUUAAUGAAGGUACUAUCAUCAUAUCUCAAAUGACAAUGAAUAUGACAUCCACUGUCUCAGGCUUAAUAACUAUCAACUUGAAUAUCCCUUUGGUUAUUAAUGGAGAUAAAUGCUACUCCUUCACAAUCGACUCAAACAACACCUUUUCAUGUUUAAAGAAGUGUGGAACAUGUGAGACUAAUAAUAAUAAUAAUGUGUGUACACCAUUAUCUGGUAGCACUGGCUGUUUAGUGUGUUCGUCGACAUCAGUGUGUCUAAUUUGUGCUGAUGGAUAUUACUUAUAUAAUGGCGCUUGUGUGCCAUGCACCACUAAAUUUUGUGAUCGAUGUUCAAGAGUCAAUGGAAAGUGUUUGUCGUGUAUGGACGGAUAUUCCCUUGUUUCAAGUACAUGUGUCGACUGCACAACACCAUUAUAUUGUCACACAUGUAGUGCUAAAGGGAUAUGUGUUCAGUGUCAAGAACCGUAUACAUUAUAUUCCUCUAAAGAGUGUAGAAAAUGUGAAGGUAAUGUAGAAGGAUGUGAUGUGUGUUCAACGAUGUUAUACGGUUGCUCUGUAUGUCAAGACACGUACUUUUUGAGGAACUCAAAUUGCACGAAAUGCACUGAAAUAUUCUGUGAGGACUGUGAUAAAGUGACUGGGCAAUGCCGCACAUGUAUGUCGGGGUAUUUUUUGAAUGACUAUAAACAGUGUGAGUUGUGUACAACUAAAGACCAUUGUUUCACAUGUUCUCUUACAUCAAACCAAUGCAAUGUAUGUGAUAAAGAUUACUAUCCAAAUGGUAAAGGGUGCAGUUCUUGUGCCUCACAGAAUUGUAAUGUCUGUGAUUCGACGACUGGCAGAUGUUCUUUAUGUACUUCAAAUUAUUAUAUACAGUCUGGCAAAUGUGUUCCAUGUUCUGAAAAGCAUUGUGCGUCGUGUACACAAGAUGGGUAUUGUGUUGGUUCUUGUGACUAUGGUUACACCAUGACAUUAGAUAAUCAGUGUGUACUUUGCAGGAAUAUAACUGGAUGUUCCAAGUGUUCACAAACGGAGUAUCAGUGCAAUGAAUGUCUCAGUGGAUACUUUAUGAAAGACAAUAUAUGUGUUUCUUGUGAGGAGAAAUUGGGGUGUUUUGUAUGUUCAACGACAUCUGACAACUGUGAUACAUGUCAAGGUGGAUUUACUCCAAAUGGGACUGAAUGUAUAGACUGUAGACAAAACACUUUGGGGUGUAAGACGUGUUCUGUAUCUUCAUACAAGUGCACUGACUGCUACGAUGGAUAUUUCACAACUUCGACAAUUAACAAUUGUGAGCCAUGUAAGACUAUUCACUGUUAUGGGACUUCAGCAACAUGUUCAAAAGAUGGGAAGUGUUCACAGUGUGAGGAUGGGUAUCUACUUGAUACCACACAGACUUGUCUUCCUUGUUCGACCAUCACCGGAUGUCUCAAGUGCUCACCAACACAAAAAGAGUGUUACAUUUGUGAAGAUGGGAAGUACUUAGACAAUAAGUUGUGUUAUAAUUGUUCCACAAAAGGGUGUAACACGUGUUCCGCAACGGGUGGAUGUUAUGACUGUCUUGAAGGGAAUUACCUUUCUGGUGAAUUAUGUUUGAGUUGUGUGCUCAAGCCUGAGUGUGCCACAUGUUCGCGUACAUCAGACAAGUGUGAUGUUUGUAAACAGGGGUAUUUCCCUUAUCUAUCGGGAUGUAUAAGUUGUGCCUCUAAACAUUGUACAGAGUGUGAUUCACAAAGUGGGAUAUGCACUACGUGUAUAUCUGGUUACUACAUAGAUAAGACUGGUAAUUGCCAAGUCUGUUCUAAAGCACUUUCGAAUUGUGGCGAGUGUACAUCGACUUCCGUCUGUACAUCUUGUUUUGAUGAGUUUUAUUUAAAAGAAAAUGAAUGUCACAAAUGUUCGGAAAAGAGUCAUUGUAUGGUGUGUUCUAAAAAUAGUGACACAUGCACCACAUGUUUUGAUAGAUACUAUCCAAACAUCACUGGAUGUGCAUUAUGCGAAACAAAGAAUUGUAAAGAGUGUGAUUCAACCACUGGAGAGUGUUCAGCAUGUGUUAAUGGAUAUUAUUUAGACAACAAAAUGUGUUCUAAAUGUAAUACAAAUUGUGCAAAAUGUGAUUCGCAAAGUUCUUGUAUAGUCUGUGACAGUAAUUACUCCAACAUAAAUGGAACGUGUACUCCCUGCUCAAACAAAGCAAAUUGUGUGACAUGCGACCCCCAAACAGACAAAUGUUUUGAGUGUGGAUUGGGUAUGUAUCCAAGUGAUGGAAAUUGUGUGACAUGUACUUCACAAAAUUGUUCGGAGUGUAAUUCUAUUAAUGGUUGGUGUAAUUCAUGUCUUAAAGGGAGUUAUAUGUCUGAAGGGAAAUGUCUAUCAUGUAGUAACAAGAUGCCUGGAUGUCUCAGUUGUAGUGCAUCGGACAUUUGUUAUGAGUGUAUUAACGAGUUGUAUUACUUGGAAAACGCGAUUUGUGUGGAUUGUAGCACAAAGGCGAAUUGUAUGAAGUGUUACUCGGAUCGUGAUGGUUGCCAACAAUGUGCAGAAACGUUCUACCCUGCUGGAAAAGUGUGUGAAACGUGUUUAUCGAAGCAUUGCACUUCUUGUGAUUCACGGAGCGGGAUCUGUACAUCCUGUACAGAGGGAUAUACAUUAAAGAAUGGGUCAUGUGUAGCCUGUGAAUCGUCUCAUUGUUUAAAUUGUGAUCAACAGAACAAACCGUGUGACAUCUGUGAACCCAAUUACUCUCCAAAUAGUGAGUAUUACUGUGUUGCAUGUGACAAAGAAAAUAACAUGCAUUGUGCACAAAAUUUGUGUUCGCAGUCGGAAUAUCAAGUAUGUCAAGAGUGCACUUUAGGGUACUACCUUGUCGACACAUUGUGCAACAAUUGUUCUAAAGAUAAGGGGUGUUACUUGUGUGACAAAACAAAUGGAGACUGUUACAUUUGUGAUUAUGGAUACUACAAACAUUCUAAGACGUGCUUAAAAUGUGGCGCUGAUAAUGUACUUCAUUGCAAAGAAAAUCGAUGUUCACUUUAUGAAGAAGAUAAGUGCAAUGAUUGUGCAUUGGGGUACUUUAUGAACAAUGGGGAGUGCGUUUCAUGUACAACAAAUGCAUGUAAGUUGUGUGAUGGUGUUACUGGUGUUUGCACUUCGUGUAACGACGAUGAGUACUUGGAGGACCACAUCUGCAAAAAGUGCGACGACUCAAAUCCAAUGCAUUGUCUGCCCAACAAUUGCUCUCCAAAUUCCACAGAGUGUUUGUCGUGUAACAGUGGAUAUUAUUUGUCUAAUGGAGAGUGUAGGGUCUGCACUUUAACUAAUCCUAAUUCGUGUAUACCUGGGAGGUGUAAAGGUGAUGCCGCAUCUGGGUGUCUAGACUGCAAAGAAGGGUAUGUCAAGAACGAGAAAGAACAGUGUGAAAGUGCUGCACUUAUUAUGGAAAAUUGUGAGCUUGCAGCAACAUACAAUUUCUGUGUAAAGUGUCGAGAUGGAUAUGUUCAAGAACAAGGCCAGUGUAUUUCUUUAAGUUGUGAUGACACAAUCCAAACUCAAGAUACGGUAUGUUCUUCACAUUGUGAAGAUGUUGUUUCCCUCACAUCGACAUGUGGAAUAAUUGAAAAUUGCGAGAAAGGAAAGGUGUCUACAGAUGGUGAUAUUUGUCUUGUAUGUGAAGACAACAAAAGUGUAAGUGAAGGAGUGUGUAUUGUAGAUGAAACAGAGGGAUGUCUAUAUUCAAGAAACGGACAGUGUUACAAUAGUGAAAUUGGAUAUUACAAUGGACUACAUGGUGUAGAACAAUGUGUAGGUAGCUUAGUGUGUAUAUACAACACAGAUACAAUGGGUACUGAAAUCUUUGAAUGUGACGAAGGAAAGGUAUUGACCGACUUUUUGGGGUUAAAAGUGUGUUCUGAUCAAGACGAUUAUUGUGCUGUAUAUUCUCGAGGGACAAAAGGUGUCACCACAUGUCGAACGUGUAAAAGUGGAUAUUUUUUGCAUUCAGGGAUGUGUAGUGCAUGCGAUAACUUUGCCUUGCAAUGUGAUUCCUUUGGCGUUUUAACAUGUCCAGAAGGUACAAUUCGGUACAAUGAAAUAUGUAUCAAUUCCAUAUUUGAGAAUUGUCGAACCGUUGGAAUUAACAUGAAAUGUGUAGUAUGUGAAGAUGGGUAUUACUUGGACAUCUCAGGAACGUGUUCUGCUGUGACAAAUGGGUGCAAAUAUCAGACUAUAGAUGGAUGUUUGGAGUGCUAUGGGAAGAUGUAUCAAAACAAUCAAUGUGACACUACCACUAAAUUGGAUGCUUCAAUACAAAUCAACCAAUCAAACAUUUUAAAAGCUUUAAAAGAAGAAGAUAAUAGUAGAAUAGUAUCCAUCGAAAAUUGUGUACGUGAAGGGGGGAGUGGGUGUAUGCGUUGUGAAAGAGGAACUUAUUUAAGUGGCGCUGCAUGUGUGAAAUGUCCUUCUAUGUGUGAGACGUGUUCAAAUGAGACAGUGUGUUUUUCGUGUAAUGAAGGGUACUACAAAAGUGAAGGUGAGUGUAUAAAGAUAGGUGAGGACAAUUCUUGCAAACACUUUUUAACGAGUGGAGAUGGGUGUUAUGAGUGUAAACCGCAUUAUUACCGGGAGGGCAUUUCAUGCAAAGAUUGUGAUACAUCAUGUGAAACGUGUAGCACAUAUAAAUCCUGUAACACGUGUAUUGCAGACUAUUUUAAGAGUGACCACAUGGACUUUUGUGUUCCACUUGACACAUUAACAAAUUGUGUAAACAAGACAUCGCGUGGGUGUAUACAAUGUGACACUGGAUACUACCUUUUCUUCUCCGAGUGCAACAAGUGUACUGAAAAUUGUGACUCAUGUAAAGGGAGUGGUGCAACUGAGUGUGUUACAUGUAGUCCUGGGUAUAUUCGAAGUACAUUUAAUUCCGAAUUUGGAUGCAUUUCAUAUACAACAGUGAGUCAAUGUGAAGGUGCGUUUAAUUCGACAUGUACUGGAUGUGCAGGGUAUUACAGUCUCUCAAAAGACCGGAUGUCAUGUGAGCAAAAGAGUGUAGAAUUAGCAACGAUCCCUAUUGUAUUUGGUGUAGCCGUUAUAGUGAUAUUACUAGUAGCUGUAGUAGUUACCUUAAUAAUAGUCUUCCGUUUCAAGCAGCGAGAAAAAGAAGCGAAUGUGGGUAAAGUGAUAUUCAAGAUGAGAUAUUCAGACAUUCAAUUUACAAACUCUAUUGCGACUAUAGUGUGUGACAGAGACGUGUUAAAUUACGACGAAGAGAACAUUCCUGUAGGCAAAGAGAAUGAAGAGACGUUUUACAUAGGGAAUAUAAGCGAACAUACAAUCAAAGUACAAUUCACAACAAAAGAGAGUCUCCCAUCAUCAAAAUAUUAUCUUAGAACAGAGCCUUCAAUGGUGACAUUACACAAAGGAAUGGCGUGUGAAUUCAAGUUAUAUUUAACACCGGCUUGUACGUGCAAAAUCAAUGACGACAUUAUCUUCUCUGUGUUAGACUUACAUAAAGGAAAAGUAUCAGAAGGUGCUCUUCGAGUAUCAGUAGAGACUGAUUGGUCGACUAUGAUAGAUUACGACGAGUUAAAAGAAGAGAAGAAGAUUGGUGAAGGUUCUUUUGGUGUAGUGUAUCGUGGUAUAUAUAGAACAAACACAGUAGCAAUCAAGAAAAUGAUACAACGCCCCGGCGAUGAUUCUCUUGACGAGUUUAAACUCGAAGUGUCGAUGUUAGACAAAUUCCGAAGUCCAUAUAUCGUCCACUUCUAUGGAGCUGUAGUUAUACCAAAUAAGAUCUGUAUGGUCACUGAAUUUGCACAGUAUGGGUCUUUACAGUCCCUUAAAGAUGUUAAUACGAAGGCGAGUGAAGCAUAUUCAAUACGGUAUAAACUCUUAUUAGAUGCUUCUAAGGGCAUUGAGUACUUACACAAUAACGAAGUGUUACACAGAGAUAUCAAGCCUGAUAAUAUCCUUGUGUUCUCUUUGGUCCCAAACGAGAAGACUAACGCUAAACUGACGGAUUUUGGGUCAAGUCGAAAUAUCAACGCAUUCACUCAAAAUAAGACGUUCACAAAAGGCAUCGGAACACCUAUUUAUAUGGCGCCUGAGGUCUUACAAGGUAUCAAGUAUGGAUAUGGAGCAGAUGUAUACUCCUUUGCUAUUACAAUGUUUGAAAUAGACGUUUGGGGAGAGGCUUUCCCAUCUGAAGAAUUUGCAUUCCCUUGGAUGAUCGCUGAUUUUGUGUUUAAAGGAAAUCGCCCGCCAUAUAGGGAAGGAAUGUCUAAGAUAUUAUACUCUGUUAUUGAAAAGGCUUGGUGUAUGAAUCUUGAGGAAAGAAGUUCAAUGGGCGACAUCGUGAAAAGUUUGGAAGAAAUUGUGGCGACAAAAAUUAACACUACAGAACAAUUUGUGAUCAAUGGAGACGAAAUUAAAACAAUUCUCUCCGAUUCGCCAAGACCAGGAAUAGACUCCCCAAAACAAACUCAAGAAAAAGUGCCCAAGAAAAAUCGAGUUGUUAGAAAAGACUUACUUAUUUAA
Entamoeba invadens IP1 is the source of this 8022-nucleotide messenger RNA. Its product is annotated as protein serine/threonine kinase, putative. NCBI's taxonomy places the organism in Eukaryota, Evosea, Mastigamoebida, Endamoebidae. The transcript is spliced from 2 exons. Gene Ontology annotation, molecular function: ATP binding; protein kinase activity. The record is from RefSeq and is a predicted model, not a curated record. The coding region runs from base 1 to 8022 and encodes 2673 amino acids. Gene Ontology annotation, biological process: protein phosphorylation.